Molecule: messenger RNA, 366 nt
Organism: Pocillopora meandrina
Lineage: Eukaryota; Metazoa; Cnidaria; Anthozoa; Scleractinia; Pocilloporidae
Source: the annotation of a GenBank genome assembly
ACAGUUCGUUUGGUGAGCCCCACCAAUUUACCGUUAUCUGGUCGUGUUGAAGUGUUUUAUAAUGGUAUAUGGGGAACCAUUUGUGAUGACUUAUGGAGCUCACAGGACGCUGAAGUAGUCUGUCGUCAGCUUGGAUACGAUGGUGCUUUAUCAGCACCUGGAGCCGCAGCGUUUGGACAAGGAACUGGUCAGAUAUGGCUGGAUAACGUUAGAUGUUUUGGAAAUGAGAAAACCAUAUCACAGUGCAGACACGAAGGAUGGGGAGUUGAGAACUGUGGGCAUAGUAAAGACGCUGGUGUGGUAUGCCGACCCGGAGGUAAAGUAACGAUACGAGUACUUUUUAUUACCAUCUUUAGCAAGUAUUAA